ACUAAAUACUGACAAAUUGGAAUAAAUAACAGUUUUUUAUUUCUUUAGAUUAAAAUCUGAAUGAACAUUGAGACAUUUCUCCCUCAGAUAUCAGCGCACACAGACAGCUGUCUCACUCUUCACAUGAAUAUACAGUAUUCUGUGAAUUAAACCCAACAUGUUCACAUUGUUCAGUUUGUUUUUCUCUUUUAUUUUAGAUUUCUGUUAUCUGACUCUGGAUCCCAACACGACACAUCGUAACCUCAUUCUGUCUGAGAAGAACAGAGCCGUGAGAUACAGUGAGAGAGAGCAGCAGUACUCUGAUCAUCCAGAGAGAUUUACUUAUUGGGAACAGGUGAUGUGUAAGGAGAGUGUGUGUGGACGCUGUUACUGGGAGGUGGAGUGGUGCGGGGGUGUUGUGUUCAUAUCAGUCUCAUAUAAAGAGAUCAGCAAGAAAGGACGGGGUAAUGAAUGUCUGUUUGGACGCAACAAUCAGUCCUGGAGUCUGGAGUGUUCUUCUUCUCCUCUCUGUUUCUCUCACAACAACAUUAAGACUGAUCUCAGAGCUCCAUCAUCCUCCAGAAUAGGAGUGUAUGUGGAUCACAGUGCAGGAACUCUGUCCUUCUACAGCGUCUCUGACACGAUGAAGCUCCUCCACAGAGUCCACACCACAUUCACUCAGCCUCUGUACGCUGGGUUUGGGUUCUACAGGUUGCUUAGGCUUUACUACUUGUCUGACUCUACUGUGAGAUUGUGUGAUCCAGAAUAAAGUGUGUAGUGUUUUGUGUAAAAUUCCUGCACAUUGUCACAUUGUUGCUCAGUCAUCUGUCUCACUAACACACAAUCCAGCUGCACAAACAGCUCAGUAAUUUAACACAGCGACAAUUAAAGAGUAAAUAUUAACACUGAAUAUAGUUUAAUAAAAAUAAACAGAUGUAUUAUUAAAUGUAUUAAAUGUAUUAUUAUAAAGUUGUAUCUGUGUGAAGAGCCGUGGUGAGAUUCGGCACAUCAGACGUCACUUUAGAAUAACUUUAUAUUUACAUUAUUGAGAGUAGAUGUUUAAAACUGACCACACACACACACACACACACACACACACACACACACACACACACACACCAGGCCCGUAGCCAGCCUAGUGCAAGGGGGGGUUCUUUUUUUUUAAAAGUGGACCUUUUUUCUCAGUAUUUUGUAUUUGAGUAUUUAAUCAUUUUGUAUUUCAUUUUGAGGAUUAAAUACUGCAUUUUAGUGACAUGUGCUGGAUUAGCUUGUCUGCUGGUAUCAUAAUGUGCAUGCUUUUGAUGCACCAAAAAUAUUUACCACAAUGUUGUCAAAUUGCUUAUCAAGAUCACGUGCGACUUUUUUCACUUC
Molecule: messenger RNA, 1350 nt
Organism: Clarias gariepinus (North African catfish)
Lineage: Eukaryota; Metazoa; Chordata; Actinopteri; Siluriformes; Clariidae
Product: tripartite motif-containing protein 16-like protein
Exons: 1
Coding region: 158-748 (196 amino acids)
Molecular function (GO): protein binding
Source: RefSeq, a predicted model, not a curated record